AUGUCGACAGAAAAACAGUAUCAACCACAACAGCCUCCACCGGCUUACACAGGACAAGGACCAGAUAAUGGCAACGCAUAUGGCUACCCUGAAAGUUAUGGGAAAACCGAGACACAUUCUGGGGACUCCUGUUCUGGAGACACUUCUAUGAAUCCUCAACAGCAAGGGCAGCAGUACCAAUUCAGAAAAGACGAUGAAUUUUACAAUUUGAACCAUGAGGGAGCAGGUGCACCAAUAGGCUCAUACGCGGAGGUAUUUCCUACAGAAGAUAACAACAAGCCAAAAUUUAACGACUGGCCAUUCAUUAUUGUGUUCCUUUUAACCUUGUGUGGGUUUAUUGUAGUCGCCUCUCUAACACUUCGAGCAUGGUCUCAAACUUAUUCUUCAACAGGUUCCGGAAUCUAUCAUGAUUUUGACACAGGUACGCUGAAUACUAACUCUGUGAUUCUAUUGGUAUUCUCUGUGGUCAUUGCGAUCUUCUUUGCCUUCAUAGGUAUCGUACUUUGCAGAGCUUAUCCAAAAUUCUUCAUUUAUGCAGGUAUGAUAGUCAAUAUUUUGGCUGCAUUGGGAACCGCUAUAAUGUAUAUGUCCCUAAAAUAUUGGUCUGCCGGUAUAGUAUUCUUAAUUUUCACAUUUAUGACUGCAUGGUGUUACUGGGGUAUGAGAUCCAGAAUUCCACUAACAGUUGCCAUUCUAAGGGUAAUAGUCUUAGCAAUGAAGAAUUGCCCCCAGUCCUUAUUUGUUUCAUUCUUUGGUACUAUUGUGGCCUCUGCGUUUGCCAUGCUAUUCUCAACUGUUGUCGUUGCAACAUAUAUGAAAUACGAUCCAAGUAAUACAAACUCUGGUUGUAACGUAUCCGGUGGUGAUUGUUCACAUGCAAAGUUGAUUGGUGUGUUGGUAGUGGUCUUCUUUUGUGGGUACUAUAUUUCAGAAGUUAUUCGUAAUGUCAUGCACUGUACUGUUUCUGGUGUGUUUGGAUCUUGGUAUUAUAGAUACAAAUCUGACCAAGGAAUGCCAAAGUGGCCAGCUAUGGGAGCUUUCAAACGUGCUAUGACAUACUCAUUUGGAUCGAUUUGUUUUGGGUCUUUGAUUGUUUCGAUUAUCGAAACAUUUAGACAGCUACUGCAAUUGGGUAAACAAGCGGCAAUUGCAAGUACUGACAAUGCGAAUUGGAUUAGAAUAAUAUUUUGGUUAAUUGACAUGUUAGUAGGUUUUAUUCAAUGGAUUGCCCAGUAUUUCAACCACUAUGCCUACUGUAUAAUUGCACUUUAUGGUAAACCAUAUUUGAAAGCGGCAAAACAAACCUGGUAUAUGUUCAGAGAGAAGGGUAUUGACGCAUUAAUUAAUGACAACUUAGUUAAUGUAGCUCUUGGAUUUUACUCCCUAUUUGCAAGUUACAUGUCCUGUUUGUUUGCAUUCCUCUACUUACGUUUCACUAAGCCAGGUUACAAUUCAGACGGAGACUUUAACGCGCCAUUGAUGGCUUUCGCAUUUGUGAUUGCUUUGCAAUUGACAAACAUAGCAAAUGAAACGAUCAGAUCCGGCUGUGCUACAUUCUUCACAGCACUUGGCCAUGACCCCGAGGUAUUCCAAGCUCAGUAUCCAGAUCGCUUUGAUGAAAUAUUCAGGAGUUAUCCACAAGUUUUGAAUAAACUUACCCAUCAAGAUGUCUAG
This is a messenger RNA of Nakaseomyces glabratus, 1674 nucleotides long. It is a transcript of the gene PNS1, whose product is annotated as Pns1p. Gene Ontology annotation, biological process: transmembrane transport. Gene Ontology annotation, molecular function: transmembrane transporter activity. Gene Ontology annotation, cellular component: plasma membrane. Lineage: Eukaryota; Fungi; Ascomycota; Saccharomycetes; Saccharomycetales; Saccharomycetaceae. The record is from RefSeq and is a predicted model, not a curated record.